AUGAAUAAAAGUGAUUUAUUUUCUUUUUUGGUUCUUGUUGUUCUCUACUUGAUGCAAGGCACAAUUCUGACCAUUUUUACUGCUACAAUGCCAAUGAUUUUAAAUGAAAUGGGAUAUUCAAUUUCUCAGCUCUCUUAUUUAAACUUUACUUCUUACCCUUUUGCUUUGAAGAUUUUCUUCGCACCUUUCUUAGAUGCAUAUUACAACAAAAAGUUUGGAUAGAGAAAGUCUUACAUUGUUCCAAUGAAUUAUAUUGCAGGAAUUGCUUUUGUGUUGAGCUCUUUUGUCAUAGCAGAUUGGAUGAAAAGUGGUCAUAUCAUCUUACUUGCAGCUCUUGGAUUUUUCCUUGUUUUUGUUAUAGCUCUUUAGGAUAUAGCUACCGAUGCUUGGGGUAUAAAGAUAAUGUCUAAAGAGAAGCUUUCUUAUGUUUCUUUGAGCUAAGCAAUUGGCAUGCAAUUAAGCUUUAUUUUUGCAAAUACAGCUUACAUCCAAUUGAAUUUUAAUGAAUAGACUUUCUUUUACUACUUUGGAAUCUUCAUGAUAGCAUUUAAUGUCAUUGUGCAUUUCUUCAUAGAUGAGUAUGGAUUUAAUCAAGAAAAGAAAUAAUAAGAAAUAUAAGAAGAACAAGAGCAAGAAUAAUAAGAGUUAAUUGCAUAAUAAGAUAACAAAGUUAAUAAUUAAGGUCAAGGAGUGGAAAACAAAAAGAAGAAGAAGAAAGAUAUUAAAGUGAUAAUUCAAACUAUGAAGGGAUUCUACUUUAAUGAAUAUUUAAGAACUUUAAUUUUUCUUGUUAUGAUUUAGAAUGUAGGAAUAGGCCCUCUAAUGUCAACUUUUACUUUAAAAAUACAAAAAGCAGGAAUAACAAAAAAAUAACUUUCUAUGUCUUAGUUCUAUUAAUUCCCAAUUAAAUUUUUGAUGAAUUUUUUAGUAGCAAAAUAUUUCAAAAAUUCUUUAAAAGUUAGUCAUGUUAUUCUUAUUUCAAUGCUUGGACUUUAAGUAAUACAGUUUUCAUUUUAUCAAGCACAGACCUAUUCUCUUUUCCAAGAUAUCUAAUACGUCUAAAUAGGUAUAUUAGUGUUUAUACAGCUAUUUGAAUCUUUAGUAAUUACCUCUUUGAUCUAAACAAGAACAACAUUUUACUCGUCAAUAGCAACCAAAGGAUAUGAAGGUAUUUAUAUUACCAUGUUAACUUCAUUCUAAAAUCUUUCUAGAAAGUGGGUUGUUUCUUCAUUCUAGUUCUUUGACGAUUAUCUUAACAUUAAUUACAGCGUUCCAAUACUCUGGGUCUUUUAAUUAUUUUACAUAUACUAUAGUGAAAAAGAAUUCAAAUAAAUGGAUAAACUUGACAAAAAAAAAUGGUGUCUAAUAGAAACUAUGGAGUCAAAAUAAGCAAAUGAAGAUAAAAAAUCAUAAUGA
Tetrahymena thermophila SB210 is the source of this 1416-nucleotide messenger RNA. RefSeq names its product MFS transporter. Gene Ontology annotation, molecular function: acetyl-CoA transmembrane transporter activity. The record is from RefSeq and is a predicted model, not a curated record. Gene Ontology annotation, cellular component: membrane. The transcript has a single exon. Lineage: Eukaryota; Ciliophora; Oligohymenophorea; Hymenostomatida; Tetrahymenidae.